AUGGCCACUGGCGUCAUCCUCAGUUGCGUUUGCAUACCAUCAGCGUUGUCAACAGCUGCUCGACAUGGACAACUCGCCGACAACUACGACGAGGAUCUGAAGCAGCUGCUUAGCAGCCUCAGGUCCAAGUUGGACGAGAUCAAGGGGCUCCAAGGUGAGCCUCGCAAGGCGUCUCUCAAAAGUGUCACCGAUGAUCUGGACGAGUCUGAGGAGAUUGUUAGUUAUAGUGCAGGGUUGCCCGCAUACUCACCAUUGCAGAUUGCUCAGAUGGAGGUCGAGAUCCCGUCCAUGCCAGUCUCCAUUCGUUCGACUUUCCAAACUCGUCUGGCUCAAAGCAAGUCUGAGGUUGAGAAGGUCAAGAAGAGUGUCCGUGAUGCCCGUGCGGAGUCGAACCGAGCGGAGCUCUUGUCUGGUAGUGGAUACCGCGGCGAUGACCCAUAUCAAGAUGACGAUACGGCCUUCUCGACGCGUACCCGCUUGCUUGCUGGAACCGAGUCGCUCACGGACUCAUCGAGGCGUCUGGAGAAUGCGCAGCGCGUUGCUCUUGAAACGGAGGAUGUGGGCACCGGAAUCCUCCACACGCUGCGCGGCCAGCGGGAACAGCUCGAGAACUCCCGCAAUCACCUCCUGCAGGCGGACAGCUCCAUCGACCGAGCUUCAGGUACUCUGAAGAAGAUGAUUCGCAAGAUGUACCAGCAGAAGAUCGUUACUGGAGCAAUCAUCGGCAUUCUCGUGCUUCUCAUCAUUCUUAUCCUCUGGUCUAAGCUUAGUUCCGCUGCGCGUCGCGAUUUCAACAUCGAUGAAGUCAGAACACCUCCACACAACUUUGGUUCGACGUCGACCUUACUACUGAUCCAUCCCUCGCCAGUCAUGUCUGCUGAGGUCGCUUCCGGAACGCCAUCGGAGGAGAAAAAUCUUCCUCCUCUUUCCGAGCUUGUCCGAAGAAGUACCAAGCGAACCCGGGCAGUUUACAACAAUGACUUGGUAACACCUGAAGACGGCCUCGACCGAGCCAACAAGAUCAAGCUCGCGACUCGCCUUGCCGGUGAAUACAAGGACGUCCAAGUGCUCCCGCCGAUUCUCCAGACCCAGGCCCCUGCCGGACCGAAGCGACCGGAGGCGGCUGGACCAGCUGCCGGCCCCGUUGGGCCAUCUGCUGGACCAAAGCUGAUUACCGGUGGAUCGGCUGCUGCUGGAGCUGGCACGGAGGCGGGACCUUCUGCAGGCCCGGUCGCUCCGAAGUCUCUCGUCAAGUUUCGCCAUCAGCAGGGGUUCGGCGCCGAGGGCGGCCAGGCUUCCAGCCGCCUGUCGCAGGCUCUCAUGCGGAAGAAGGAGGCUCGCGAGCUUUCGCGUGUCAUCUCGGGUCAUAUGGGAUGGGUGCGCGCUGUCGCCGUCGAUCCCGGAAACCAGUGGUUCGCCACUGGUGCUGGCGACCGUGUUAUCAAAAUUUGGGACCUUGCGAGCGGAGAGCUCAAGCUUUCGCUCACCGGUCACAUCUCCACCGUUCGUGCUCUGGCUGUCUCGGAUCGCCACCCGUAUCUAUUCUCCGCAGGUGAAGACAAGAUGGUCAAGUGUUGGGAUCUCGAGACGAACAAGGUCAUCAGGCAAUACCACGGCCACCACUCUGGCGUCUAUACGCUGGAUGUUCACCCCACUCUGGAUGUCCUGGCGACGGGAGGUCGUGAUGCGAGUGUGAGGAUCUGGGACAUGCGGUCGCGCGCCAACAUCUUCACUCUGUCCGGACACACGAGCACCGUUGCCUCUGUGAAAUGCCAGGCAGCGGAGCCUCAGAUCAUUUCGGGAAGCAUGGACAGCACUAUCAGGCUUUGGGAUCUUGCGGCGGGUAAGAGUAUGACAACUCUCACGCACCACAAGAAGGCGAAGUGGAAGUGCCCGGAGGGCACAUUCGUCACCAACUUCGUUGGGCACGAGAGCAUUGUCAACACGUUGUCCGUCAACGAGGAAGGCGUCUUGUUCUCGGGAGCUGAUGACGGCACGCUCACUAUGUGGGACUACGCCACUGGACUGCCCUUCCAGCACCUCAAGGACAUCCCGCAGCCCGGAUCGCUGGAUGCUGAAGCUGGCGUUUUCUGCUCCGCGUUCGACCAGACGGGUACCCGCCUCAUCACUGGCGGUGCGGAUAAGACGAUCAAGAUCUACUCCGAACUCGCGUAA
Molecule: messenger RNA, 2175 nt
Organism: Trichosporon asahii var. asahii CBS 2479
Lineage: Eukaryota; Fungi; Basidiomycota; Tremellomycetes; Trichosporonales; Trichosporonaceae
Product: nuclear mRNA splicing protein
Exons: 11
Coding region: 1-2175 (724 amino acids)
Biological process (GO): intracellular protein transport; vesicle-mediated transport; mRNA splicing, via spliceosome
Cellular component (GO): precatalytic spliceosome; membrane; catalytic step 2 spliceosome
Molecular function (GO): protein binding
Source: RefSeq, a predicted model, not a curated record